Molecule: messenger RNA, 1443 nt
Organism: Recurvomyces mirabilis
Lineage: Eukaryota; Fungi; Ascomycota; Dothideomycetes; Mycosphaerellales; Teratosphaeriaceae
Exons: 1
Coding region: 1-1443 (480 amino acids)
Source: RefSeq, a predicted model, not a curated record
AUGGCACCCAAAACACCCCUCCUGACAGCAGGCACGACGGACGCAAAACCGUACAAAACUCCCCUCCGCCGCGGCGGCCCAAUAACAACCCAAGAGAAGAUCCAAGCCGCGGCAAUGAAACGAGACAGAGCUCCCAAAAACAUCCCUCGCGAGGCACCCAAUCCACCAGCCAAGCCGAAACCACGUUCGCUACCACCGCCAGGCGAAGGCGAAGCAGACAUCUUGGCCAGAGCCCGCAAUGCUGGUGUUCUCAAGAAGAAGAUGGCGCCGAAGCCGCAUAAGGCUUUGACUACGCAGAGGAAGAUCCAGAUGGCGUCGCUUGCGGCGAAGGCGAAGGGUCCGCAGACGAAGAGUGCUGGGAAGGUCGAGGAGGGGAAGACGAAGAAAGGCGGCAAGGUCGUGGAAAGGAUGAAUGGCAAGGUUGUGGAGACGAAGGUCCCGAAGGUGAAGGCGCCGGGCAUGAUGGCGGUGCUCAGGAGUCAGGAUAGCAGCACGCUCCGAUUCGAGAAAGAAGGUGCGCAUCGGGCGGUGAUGUCGAGGCGGACGGUCCGUUCUGCGAGGUUGUUGGAACAGAUUCGGGAGAAAGCUUUGCGGGAUCCGGAGGUGAAGAGGGUGUGGGAGAGUGAGGCGAUGCAAGAUCUUCUUGAGCAGGUCAAGGGCGCCAAGGAUAAAGUGCACCCGGCUUUGAAAGCGAUCAGCAAGGAUGAUGGGAUGAAGUGUGUAGUGGAAAGGCUGGUGGCUGCGCGAGUUCUGCCGGCUCCUGGAAAGCUGGAGCUGCUACCCGUCGAUCUAGAUCCGAGAGUAACAUUCCGCUUCCUCGACCUCCCGGAGAAGGUCCGCAAGCUGAUCUAUGAGAUGGUCGUGGUGGAUUCCGCUCACUUCGUCGACCCUGAAUUGCCUACUGGACAGGAGCAACCGGAUCUAGCCAUAGUCAAUCGGCAACUCCGAGCGGAUGUCUUACCGAUCUUCUACGCAAGGAACAUCUUCACUAUUGACCUCACUACCCGCCCGGUCCAGAAGAAUGGUUCGACUAGUCUUGUUCUUCUCCUGCGCUGGGCUAGACAGUUGGAGGUGGGGGGGUGGUUCAAGCAUAUUCGUCACUGGGUUUUGGCAUGCACACCUUCCGUUCAGCCCGGCGAGCAGGAUAAGGAUGUCAUGCUUUCGGUCUUGUUUGAGGGGAAGGAAGGCACUGCUUUGGGCGCGGUGGUCGAGUUGCAUCGGGAGGCGAGCUGUGUGUUGGCGGGAAGGAAUGGGAUGUUGGAGUGCGCUGUCCACGAGACUCCGGGCUGGGUUAACAGCGCGGUCAUUGAGCUCUGUGAUGGUGCGAGGGGUGGAGAGGUCAGGGGAGAUAUGGUGGUCAAGCUGGCCAGAACAGUCAAAGAUCGUAUGGGUGAGCUGGUGGGGCUGCGAUGCAUGAAGGAGAAUGGUAGUGUUAGAAUGUGA